This is a messenger RNA of Penicillium riverlandense, 861 nucleotides long. RefSeq lists its product as uncharacterized. The record is from RefSeq and is a predicted model, not a curated record. Bases 1 to 861 code for a protein of 286 amino acids. Lineage: Eukaryota; Fungi; Ascomycota; Eurotiomycetes; Eurotiales; Aspergillaceae. The transcript has a single exon.
AUGUCGAACAGAUCAGCAGACCGCAGCCUUUUGCGUCGCGUUAUCGAGGCAGCACUCGACCGUGAAGAGAAAGGCUAUCCACCCGUAUCUCAACACGCAGCCACAGAUCAAAAUGGGAACCAUACAAACCAAUCACGUCCGAAAUCCUUCGCUCCUCAAACAACCAGCAGUGAUGCUCUCAUCCCACCUAACGACAAGCUCCUUGUUUUCCGCUCCCUGACGGGCAUCGACAGUGUGCCUGCUCUCACGCAAGGAGGGCACCUUCCCCGCCCAGCAGACAAUGUCGGUAUUUACACGCGUGUUGUGACGAAUGAAACCAACGCUGGGCGUGGAUAUCGCAUGUUCAGCUGGAUGAUCAACACAUGCCUUGGGAUUCAAAUUGUCGUGGCCGCAGCGGUUACUGCUCUCGGUGCUGCACGCGGGCCGCACAGCGCAGUUACCGCGUUCGGCGCCAUCAACACGAUCAUGGCGGGGAUCCUGACCUACCUCCGAGGCUCCGGACUACCGGACCGUCUGAAGCAGUACCAGAAUCGGUGGAAGAACAUUCGAGAAUACAUCGAGCAGCGUGAACGUGAAUUUUGUCUGGAAGGCUGCGACCUCGAUGUCCAAGAAGAGAUAUUCAUUGUUGAAAGCAUGUACCAAAGCAUCAAGGAUGAAAUGGAGACCUCCAAAAGCAGCCAGAGCAAGCAGCAACAACCCGAAGACCCACGCAUCCGCCGUUCGCUUGUACUGACUCAUGGUGGGAGAGCAUCCGGCACGCCUAGACGAUCAGAUAUGGUGAACCCACAGCACCAGGAAGGCCAGUUGAGCCCGCUCGCUGUUCCUGAACCGGCGCUGGGAGUUGGAAAAGCACAAAGCUGA